Molecule: messenger RNA, 2259 nt
Organism: Meloidogyne enterolobii
Lineage: Eukaryota; Metazoa; Nematoda; Chromadorea; Rhabditida; Meloidogynidae
Source: the annotation of a GenBank genome assembly
AUGUUUUUUAAUAUUUUAUUUUUUAGCAAAAUGGGCAAAAAAACUAAAGUUGGAAAACAGCGAAAAGAUAAAUUUUAUUUUUUGGCCAAAGAAGCCGGUUUUCGAUCACGUGCUGCUUUUAAAUUACUUCAAUUAAAUAAACGCUUUGAAUUUCUACAAAAAUCCCGAGCCUUAGUUGAUUUAUGUGCAGCGCCUGGAGGAUGGCUGCAGGUGGCAGAACAAAAUAUGCCCGUUUCCUCUCUGCGUAUUGGUGUUGAUUUAGUGCCUAUUAAACCAAUUAAAAAUUGUAUUACACUCCAAGGAGAUAUUACCGAAGAAAAGACUCGCCAUGCUGUCCGUAAAGAACUCAGCACUUGGGAAGCUGAUUGUGUUUUACACGACGGUGCUCCCAAUGUUGGAACUAAUUGGGGACAUGAUGCUUUCCAACAAAAUUGUUUAGUUCUUUCCGCUCUUCGAUUAGCCACACAAAUAUUACGUCGUGGGGGUUAUUUUAUCACAAAAAUUUUUCGUUCUGCUGACUCUCAAAUGCUUAUUUCUGUUUUUGAAAAACUUUUUAAAAAGGUGCAUCAUUGGAAACCUGCUGCAUCUCGUUUAGAAUCAGCUGAAAGUUUUGUUGUUUGUGAGAAAUAUUUAAAACCAGACAAAGUGGAUUCAGAACUUCUUGAUGCUAAAAAAGUUUUUUCUUCACAAAGUGAACAAACAGAAAAUGUUAAUUUACAACGUUUGCUUCUGCAUCCACGUCGAAAAGAUAAAAAACCGAAAGCUCUCGGAUAUGAAGAUAAUAUAGAAAUUAGUCAGCACCGAGAAUUGCCUGCUAGUGAAUUUAUUUCUUCCAAAAAUUCCCUACAAAUUUUGGCUAAAGCAUCUGCACUUGUUUUGGAUUCAGAAAAAGAUGCUAAUAGUAAGCACACAACUGAGGAAAUUCGUGAAUGUUUAUCAGAUUUGAAGGUUUGUGGACCUGCUGAAAUUAAAAGAAUAUUGAAUUGGAGAAAGAAGUUAAUAGAAGAACAAAAAAUGGCAAAGAAAAUGGAGGAAAAGGAUGUGGAAAUGGUGGAAAAAGAUCCAUUAGUUAAUGAAAUUGAAGAGAUUGAGGAAGAACAAAGUCAGGAGAUGAAAGAACUUGAAGAAAUUGAUGAACUUAUAAGGAAUGCCCAAGCUGAGGAGAAAUCACAGCUUAAAAAAAGAAAGAAAAAACUUUUAAAAGAAAAACAAAAACUUAAUGAAAGAAGAAAAUUAAAUAUGAUUCAUGAUGGAGAUGAACCUACAAUUGGAGAAGAUUUUGAAAUUUUUUCACUUAAGACUAUUCAAAAGGCUGUAAUGAAAGCAAAGGCUAGAGCUUUAGCGGCUGCCGACGCUGUUAGUAGUGGCAAAAAUAUAAUGGUGGAUUCUGAUAACGACCUGGAAGAGGAUGAAGAUAAAGAAGAAAAUGAUGGAAGUGAUGGAAAUAUUUCUACAAGUGAUGAUGAAGAUGAUGAAUUGGAUGCACAGAACUUUACUGAAAAUCACAAAAAACAAACUACAAAUCUAGAGAAUAAUCAAAAGAAGGACGAGGACAUUUUAUCUGAAAAUGAAUGGAAUGAUGAUAAAAUGGAGAAUGAUGUUAAUGAAGAAAAUGAGGGUAAUGAAAAUUCAACUCAAAAGAAAAAACUUACACCUUUACAGCUUGCAAUGGGUGAACAAAUGAUUUAUUCAAAAAAGCGUUCUCGUGAUAUUGAGGAUUGGGCUUGGAAUAGACAUACAAAUAAUGAUGAGGAAUUGCCUGAUUGGUUUUUGGCAGAUGAAAAACGUCAUAAUCGUCCGACAGAAUUACCUCCUGGUGUUGAUUUUUCUCGAGUUCAAUUUUAUGCUCAACGAGAUCCUCCAGUUAAUUCUCGUUCUGUGAAGAAAGUUGCUGAAGCAAAAAUGCGUAAAAAGAAAAGACAGCAACGGCGAUUGGAAAAGGCUAAAAAACGUGCUGAAGGAAUUCUUGAAAAUGAGCAAAUGGAGCAUGUAGAGAAAGUGAGGGAAUUAAAAAAACUUUACAAAAAAGCAGCUAGACCAGAAAAGAAGGAAGUUAAAUAUCAAGUAGUUACAAAAGGAAAACGUGGAAAAAUGACAAGACCAAAAGGACCUUUCAAACUUGUUGAUCGAAGACUUAAGAAAGAUAAUAAAUCAUUAAAGAAAAAGGGUAAAAGUGGAAAAGCUGGGGCAAAAGGAAAAAGACCAUCAAUGAGGACUGGGGGUGGUGGUGGGCCAAAUAAAAAGAAAAGAAGAAAUUAA